Messenger RNA from Onychomys torridus (southern grasshopper mouse), 442 nucleotides. It is a transcript of the gene Agrp, whose product is annotated as agouti related neuropeptide. Gene Ontology annotation, biological process: positive regulation of feeding behavior; adult feeding behavior; neuropeptide signaling pathway. Gene Ontology annotation, molecular function: neuropeptide hormone activity; type 1 melanocortin receptor binding. Bases 1 to 396 code for a protein of 131 amino acids. The transcript is spliced from 3 exons. Gene Ontology annotation, cellular component: extracellular region. NCBI's taxonomy places the organism in Eukaryota, Metazoa, Chordata, Mammalia, Rodentia, Cricetidae. The record is from RefSeq and is a predicted model, not a curated record.
AUGCUGACUGUAAUGCUGCUGAGUUGUGCCCUGCUGCUGGCACUGCCUCCCACGCUGGGGGUCCAGAUGGGUUUGGCACCCCUGGAAGGCAUCAGAAGGCCUGACCAGGCCCUGUUCCCAGAGUUCCCAGGUCUAAGUCUGAAAGGCCCGAAGAGGACAACUGCAGAUGGAACAGAAGAGGCUCUGCUGAAGAGGACAGAAGCUUUGGCGGAGGUGCUAGAUCCUCAGAAUCGCGAGUCCCGUUCUCCGCGUCGCUGUGUAAGGCUGCACGAGUCCUGCCUGGGACAACAAGUACCUUGCUGCGACCCGUGCGCCACGUGCUACUGCCGCUUCUUCAAUGCCUUUUGCUACUGCCGCAAGCUGGGUACUACUACGAAUCUCUGCAGCCGCACCUAACCAAUGGAUGUUGGGCAAAAGCAGGGACGCGAAUAAAGGAUGGGAC